ACCGGAACCGGAAGUGGGCCCCCAAGCCAGGAGGAAGAAGCCGGCGCGGCCCCGUCAGCAGCCGGCCGCGGCUGUUCUGGAGGACGGCGGCCGCGCUCCUGGGAGCGGGUCUGGGGUCCGGCCGGCGGCCCGGAGGUGCGGCGCCAUGAAGCUGUACAGCCUCAGCGUCCUUUACAAAAGCGAGCCCAAAGCGGUGCUGCUCAAAGCCGCGUACGACGUGUCUUCCUUCAGUUUCUUCCAGAGGUCCAGUGUUCAGGAAUUCAUGACCUUUACAAGUCAACUGAUUGUGGAACGCUCGGCAAAAGGCAGCAGAGCCUCUGUCAAGGAACAAGAGUAUCUUUGCCAUGUCUACGUCCGGAGUGACAGUCUUGCAGGUGUGGUCAUUGCUGACAGCGAAUAUCCUUCCAGAGUGGCCUUUACCUUGCUGGAGAAGGUACUAGAUGAAUUCUCCAAGCAGGUCGAUAGGAUAGAUUGGCCAGUAGGAUCACCUGCUACAAUCCAAUACACAGCCCUGGAUAGUCACCUUAGUAGAUACCAGAACCCCCGAGAAGCUGAUCCCAUGAGUAAAGUACAAGCUGAACUGGAUGAGACCAAAAUCAUUCUGCAUAACACCAUGGAGUCUUUGUUAGAGCGAGGUGAGAAGCUUGAUGACUUGGUAUCCAAAUCAGAAGUACUGGGAACACAGUCGAAAGCCUUCUAUAAAACUGCCCGGAAACAAAAUUCAUGCUGUGCAAUCAUGUGAUGUAGCCCACAGAGGCAGGCGCUGGAUCGUCAUGUCACAUCAGAACUACAGCCCCUGAAGAUGAAGCGAUACCCUAGAAGAAGACCUGGAGCCAGGCUGACUGGCUGUUUUUAUUUGAAGUUCUCAAGAGGAGUGAAGGGGAUGACUUAAGGGUGGGAACAUUGACGUUCAUAUGUGUGCUUGUGACUUUGGGACAGAAUCUGAGGUCCUCAAAGAUGUAAUGUUGGGAAAAUGAAACCAUAAACUCGUAAGUGGCUCUUA
This is a messenger RNA of Peromyscus californicus insignis, 1003 nucleotides long. RefSeq names its product YKT6 v-SNARE homolog (gene Ykt6). Gene Ontology annotation, biological process: endoplasmic reticulum to Golgi vesicle-mediated transport. Lineage: Eukaryota; Metazoa; Chordata; Mammalia; Rodentia; Cricetidae. The coding region runs from base 146 to 742 and encodes 198 amino acids. The transcript has 7 exons. The record is from RefSeq and is a predicted model, not a curated record. Gene Ontology annotation, cellular component: Golgi apparatus. Gene Ontology annotation, molecular function: SNAP receptor activity.